Messenger RNA from Pomacea canaliculata, 1450 nucleotides. RefSeq lists its product as uncharacterized. Lineage: Eukaryota; Metazoa; Mollusca; Gastropoda; Architaenioglossa; Ampullariidae. The record is from RefSeq and is a predicted model, not a curated record. The coding region runs from base 607 to 927 and encodes 106 amino acids. The transcript has 3 exons.
GCCGCACACAGCACUUGAAUAGAGUUGGACAGACAGACAGACAUGCAGACAGACAGACAGACAGACAGACAGACAGACAGACAGACAGACAGACAGACAGACAGACAGACAGACAGACAGACAGACAGACAGACAGACAGACAGACAGAAAGAUAAAGAGUUUAUAUUAAGCUGACUUAUUCCUCCACUUGCACUCCAUAUCACCCGUCUGUGACACGUGCACACGUACAAGGGAUGCCUACAAUAGUAUGUAAGAUUAUCUGUAAACACACACACACACACACAAAUGCAUAAAUAUGUACUACAACCUGCAAACACGCACACAAAAAACAAAAAAAAAAAACCCGAACUCACAAAGUUAUUCUUCCACAAAUGUCCAUAAAUUAUGUUAAUUAUAUAUAAUAAUUUCUAGUUGUACAGGAUGUCGUAAUUAAUCAUCCAGCAACCAGAUCGCUUUACGGAUGCAGCAUGCUGCGCCCCCUGAGUUGAGUGGUUCAGUCCGUCUACAUCAUAGGUUGAUGUGUGAGGAAGGUGCGAGAGUUGCCGGUGGUUCAUCACAGCCUCUACAGACUCAUUAUCUCUACGAGACCAGACCUCAUUAGUGAAAUGACAGGACUGACUGCACUGAGUGUCGUCUGCUUCCUGCUGCUUCUGGUCCACACCACGUCUGUUGAAGGAAGUUGUUACAUCGAUAAUUCCAUCGUCGAUGAGAAGACUCAUAGGAUCCACUGCAUCGCGACCGAUGGCACGAGGAUCGAGGAGAAUGAGUCGCUCGUCACCUCCGACUGUUUCAAGUGCACCUGCCGGGGUCUAAGAUUGAACUGCUGUGGUGUUGGAAUUGCAGCAGGACAUGUCAUGCCGCCAGAGGGUUUUAAAAUACAAAGGGUGCCUCCCUGUGGCUACACCUUCGUGCCGGUCUCGCAUUGAAGACCUCCUGACGUACAGGGACACAACUCUUCUUCCUGUAAUAGUUUCCACGCCUUACGUCCCUUGCAGGAAGCAGGGCCAAUGCUAAGUGUCCAUCACAGGAACAUCAGCACAUUCCCUCAACAAAGAACUAUUUAUAGCGUCUGACUGACAAACAGUAGAUGCACUAGGUGUUUCUUUGACCACGUGACCAUGACCGUUAUUGUAAUCACGUGGACUGAAAUAUUCAAAUAAAAAGCUGCCGCUGUUGUGCGUUUAUUUGGAGUUAAAUAAAUGACGGUUUGCUGAAACACAACCGGGGAAAUAAUGUAAUUGAGUCGCAGACAGAAAUGACACAGAGUUGGGCAGGCUAAGUCGUGAAAUAACUAGUUUCUUUUACUUUUACUUAACAAAAUAUUUCUUUUUCUUUUAUCGGGUAUUUUUAAGUAUUUCUUUUAAAGUUAUCUUUAUAAUUCAAAUUUAGAGAGAACCUCCAAGUGAUAGAUAUAAUUGUUUUAUCAAAAAUUAAAAGAACUCGCUAAAA